Closterium sp. NIES-67 is the source of this 5313-nucleotide messenger RNA. Lineage: Eukaryota; Viridiplantae; Streptophyta; Zygnematophyceae; Desmidiales; Closteriaceae. The record is from the annotation of a GenBank genome assembly.
CUUGUUUGUGUGUGUGCAUGCAUGGCAUGGAAUGAAUUGUGAGUCUAUGUCAUUGCUAUCCAGUGCUUGUGUGUGUGUUUGAAUGGUGUAUCACAAUGUGGUUUGUGUCGGUCAAGACAUUAGCGAGUUUUUACAACUCGCAUGUCAAGUCGUCGUUUGUGUGUCGCAUGUGUUUUUUCUAUUUUGUCGAGUGUGAAGUGUCGAUCGUGUCGCAGUUUGUACUCCUAAGACUAUUGUGGCUGCUAUACCUCCUGCCAGUCAAACCGCCAUAGCGUCGUCAAAUCUUCAUGGAAUUUCAUGAUUCAACUUGCUGCUGAUAGACGACAGCAACACGCUCCAGAUCCAAUUUACACAUCACCGUUUGAUUCAGUGACCAGAUCGUUAUCAGUAUUUGAAGCCGUCUGACGGAAAUCCGACUGUGCUCUCUAUCUCUCAUUAUAGGCACAUCUAAGCCUAUUGUGAUUAUAACAAGUGGUAUCAGAGCCCCUUGGAGCUGUCUCGACCAUGCCUAGGCCUGAGGAAGGGGGUGGCAGAGGUGUUGGAGGCAGAGAAGACGCCCAAGCACAAGGUCAACACCAAGAUCCACCCGUUGCUCCGGUGCAACCUAGCCUUGGACCCUCUAGGGAUGAGCCUAGAGUGUUUGGCCUUGACAAGUUCAACGGUGACAACUUUGCUGAGUGGUCCUUCAAGAUGGAGAACAUCUUUGACCACUAUGAUCUGCUGGAGGUGAUGGAAGGAACGGAGAAGCGCCCCGAGAACGACCCGGAGAAGAGCCCGUGGGUGCGGAAGAGCGCACAAGGCUAUCUUCUACUUGGGCAAGCGUUGGGGAGCAGCCAAAUCCGUCACAUCAAGCCCUUUCAGCGUGAACCAGCAAAGGGACCAAAGGCAUGGGCUGCUCUCAAGGGUGUACACGCUCCUGCAACAGCGGCGGUGGCUGUGGUUUUGGAGCGGCAAAUGGCGGCACUUCGAAUUGACGAAGGCGAACCGGUGGAGGAAGGAGUGCAGAAAUUCUUCGACUUGUUGACACGGCUCGAAGGAGCUGACCUGAACUACAGUGACCUUCAAAAGAAGACCAAGCUGCUAGCCUUACUUCCGGACUCAUGGUCCUCGCUCAUCAUCAACCUUAAUCGAGAUCUGCCCCGUCUCUCACUCGAAGAUGUGAAGCGGGAAAUCUUACAAGAAGAUUUCCGCCGUCGCGAAUUGGCGGGUCCCGAUGGUGCCGGAGUUGCAAGCAUGGGCCGUGGGCACGGCCGUGGAAGGGGCAGAGGGCGAGGAGGCAGUUUUGGCAGCAGCAACUUCAAUGGAGGCCGUGGUAAUGGAGGAUAUGGCAGCAACAACAAUGGCUACGGGCGUGGGCGCGGUCGAUUUGAUGGCGAAUGCCACUUUUGCCACAAGACCGGCCACAUGUGGAGAGAUUGCUUCAAACUACCUGAUGGCUGGACCCCCUCUCAAGGCCAAGAGGGCAGAGGAGCAAGGGGAGGAAGAGGCAGAGGUCGUGGAGGCCGUGGAGAGGCAAGUGGCAGCAAGCGUCAGCACCAAGAGUGAAGCGGAUGGUGGCGGUGAUCACGGAAAACAAAGUGACACCAGGAGUGACUCGAAGGAGUGCAAUCUUGGAGAGACCAGCAAGGCGUGUGAACCCAAGGAGAGUAGUGCAGCAGCCAAAGGUGGUGGAAAUGAGGAGGGGAAACCUAAGAUCAGCAAAGCAGCAGCGGCGAAGGAGAAAGGAGAGAGCUUGUGGGACACGAUUGCGAGUUUUUCCAACCCGACUUCCGCUACGGGAGAGUGUGAUUGGCUGACCUUGCAUCGGCGAAUGGGGCAUGUGGCAUUGCCCAUUUUGCAGCAGAUAGUUAAGCAAGAGAUGGUCAGUGGGAUACGUGUCAAGGGGGAGCCCAAUGAGGUGCUUGGCUGUCCAACAUGCAUGCAAGCCAAGUUCACCCGCUACCCGUUCCAUAGCUCGGAGACAACGGCGAAGGCACCACUUGAUGAGGUGGUGAUGGAUGUGGUGGGCCCCUUGAAGCUUGGAGCUGCUGGAGCUGCGUACUUCCUCACCAUUGUGGACGUCUACACUCGCAUGACUUGGGUGUAUGUGCUGCCGAAGAAGAGUGACGUAGCUGAAACGGUGAAGACCGAUUGGUUGCCGAUGGUGGAGCGGCAACAAGACCGACUUGUGAAGGCGAUUCGCACUGACCGUGGGGGAGAGUUCCUGAGCAAGGAUUUCUCAACUUGGCUGAAGAAGCAGGGCAUAAGGCACUCUCUUACCAUGCCCUACUCUCCUGCAAUGAACGGCAUCGCCGAGCGUGCGAAUCGGACACUCACGGAGACGGCUCGGGGACUUCUCAUUGAAGCCGGUCUUCCCAAUUACUUUUGGCCGGAUGCGGUGCGGCAUGCUUGUGUGGCCAAGAACAGAGCCUUGACUCAUGUGGGAGAAGACAAAUGGGUGCCCUAUGUGGAGUGGAUUGGAAGGAAGCCGAAGGUGGAUAUGCUUCGGGUGUUCGGGUGCAUGUGCAUGGCACUUGUGCCUAAGAAACUUCGGCACAACAAACUUGAUGCCAAGGCAACAUGGGCCGUGCACCUGGGCAUGGCUCAAAACAGCAAGGGAUGGCUUCUUUGGGACCCAUUUACCAAGAAGUUCUUGGUGAGCAGAGAUUGCAAGUUCAUGGAGAACUUACCGUACAAGGAGUGGAAGGCGGAGAACCAAGCGAAGAUUGGUAUGCGGCUUGGAGAGGUGAAGAGUAACGGCUUGGAGCAUGUGGAGCUGCCCUUGGAGCUGAGUAGCAGCAGCACAGUCACGAGGCAAUCUCCUCAAAUGAAUGGGGAUGAAGAGGAGGAGGAGGUGCAGCAAGGUGAUGAGCGUGCACCGUCACUUCCGCCUCGUGCUACAAGUGCUCGUGGGAACCGACCAGAUUUACCGCAACGCCAUGAGAGCAUUCAAGUCCCUGCAGCAGAGGAGGAAGGAAGGGGGAGAAGGAGAACUCAGCCCCCUAAUAGGUUGAGCUAUGAUCGGCUUGGAAGACCAGCCAACUCAACCUUGACCGGUUCGGCUCUCAUGCUAGGCGAUGAUGCGGAAGAUGAAAGCGAGGAGUGCGCCUUUGCCUUCUUCUCUCCGGUGGAGAUGCCGGGGGAGCCUACAAAUCCCAAGGAGGCUUGGGAGGGCCCCAAUGGGAAGGAGUGGAAGAAGGCCUCAGAUGAAGAAAUGGGGAGCAUCAUCGAGAACGACACGUUUGACUUGGUGAACCUACCUCCGGGGCGUAAGGCGAUCUCUUCCAAGUGGCUCUUCAAGCGCAAGACCGACGCCGACGGCAACAUCGAGCGCUACAAGAGCAGACUUGUAGCCAAGGGGUAUCAGCAGCAAGAGAAGAAGGACUACAAUGAAGUGUAUGCUCCUGUGGUGAAGGGUACAACCCUUCGAACCCUCUUCGCCGCGGCGGCCAUCAAAGGAUGGGUGGUGAAGCAAAUGGAUAUCGUAACGGCCUUCCUCAACGGCGUUUUGGAGGAAGAAACCUACAUGGAGCAGCCAGAGGGGUACAAUGAUGGGAGUGGCAGAGUGUGGAAGCUGAAGAAAGCACUCUAUGGCCUCAAGCAAGCCCCUAGGCAAUGGUACAUCAAGCUGCGGGAAGUUUUGGAGGCGAUCGGCUUCACUCCCUCAACGGCCGAUCAAUCGUUGUUCAUGCUUGGCGAGGGGGAGCAGAGGAGCUUCAUGGUGGUUUAUGUGGAUGACAUCCUUAUAUUCUCACCCUCCUCUGACCUUGUGAAGGAGGUGAUGCUGAAGCUUCAAGACAAGUUCAAGUGCAAGACCCUUGGUGACGUCAACUACUACCUUGGGCUUCACAUUGAGCGAGAUGUGGAGAAGCGGUGGAUGCGAGUGCAUCAAAAGAAGUACUUGGAGGCCUUGGCUGCAAACUUUGGGAAGAGUGAAGGUCAUGUGGCUACUCCUCUUCCCUCAGGGUUCAAGUGUGUGAAAGGACCAGCGGAGGAAAGUGUUGGUGAAGAGGAGAGGCGCCGUUUUCACUCCUUGGUGGGCAGCCUCAUGUAUGCGGCCGUUCACACAAGGCCGGAUGCAGCCUUUGCUACCGGGCAGCUGGCUAGGGUUGUCCAAUGCCCUAAUGAAGAGCAGGUAGCAGCUGGAGAGAGAGUGGCCAAGUACCUUGGCCAAACAGCAACUGUUGGACUGCAAUACUCCGCGGCGGCACAAAGGCGUCAAAAGGGUGCGGAUGGAGUCGAACCCGGGAGGCUCUUUCUCACCGCCUUCUCUGAUGCAUCUUGGGCAUCAGAACCAGAGGACAUGACAAGUGUGGGAGGCUUCAUCUGCUGUGUUGGUGGAGGGCCAACAGCUUGGGAGAGCAAGAAGCAAGUGGACCAAGCAUUGAGCUCGGUGGAGUCCGAGUACAUGGCACUCUUCCGUGCCAUAAGAGAGGUUGUGUGGCAGCGGCGUUUGCUAGCUGAAUUGGGGGAGGAGCAGCAAGGACCUACCCCACUCUACUGUGAUAGCCAGGGUGCUAUUGCAUUGGCUAAGAACCCCGUUCUUCAUGGCCUUACCAAGCACAUGAAGGUGAAGUGGCAUUGGGUGAGGAGCAUGGUAACCGCGGGUGAAGUGGAGUUGCACUACGUGAAGACGACGGCGCAGCCUGCUGAUAUGAUGACCAAGAGGCUGGUUGAGCAGCAGCAUUGGAAGUGUUGCAAGCUUGCUGGGAUGGCUCUGAACUAAGGGGAGCAGAUUCUAAGGCCAACAAUCCGAGGGGGAGUUUGUUGGUGCAACCCUAUGGCUUGCACUCGGCUUGUCGUCCUUGUUUGUGUGUGUGCAUGCAUGGCAUGGAAUGAAUUGUGAGUCUAUGUCAUUGCUAUCCAGUGCUUGUGUGUGUGUUUGAAUGGUGUAUCACAAUGUGGUUUGUGUCGGUCAAGACAUUAGCGAGUUUUUACAACUCGCAUGUCAAGUCGUCGUUUGUGUGUCGCAUGUGUUUUUUCUAUUUUGUCGAGUGUGAAGUGUCGAUCGUGUCGCAGGUGUGUGCAGCAAGCCCCCAUCAACUCAAGAAGAAUUUAUCUUGCAGAUCCAGGAACAAGAGCUCAAGAUUUCAAGCCCAAGGGACGCGGAUAAAUAUUAAAUAGUGAAAAUAGUAACGUUACUUCGUGUAGUGUUACAUUUCACUUGGUGUAGCCCCUUGGAGGGUUGGUUUCGAGACUCUUCAUGGUUGGGGACUCUGUGUUGGUGUACCACCAACCUAGACCUCGGCUCUUGGGGUAUGUAGAGGCUGGGAACCAUCUCCCUCUCGAACUCUUCUUGCUAAGUUUGUACUUCCAAGACUAUAGUGGCUGCUA